UCCCUCAUCACCAACCCUCCUGUCCCCACGCCAUCUCUCCUGUCCCCAACUGUCCAUCCUGUUCCCAACCCCAUCUCUCCCGUCCCCAACCCUGUCCAUCCUGUCCCCAACUCCAUCCCUCCUGUCCCCAACCUCUUGGAGGAGCUGGAGAGCCUGAUCCAGGAGCAGCUGAAGAAGGGCAACGACUCGUCCCACGUCUGGGCGCUGCGGCAGAUCGCCGACUUCGUGGCCACCACGUCCCCUGCCACCCUCCCCACCUCCCCCAUGGGGCUGUCGGCCGUCACCCCUAUCAACGACCUGCAUGGCCCCGAGGCGCUGGCGCUGGCCAAGGGGGAGGGCCACCAGACCUUGGGGCACACCAAGCCUUGGGGGCCACCAGACCUUGAGGGCCACCAGACCUUGGGGACUCCUGAAACCUUGAGGGCCACCAAACCUUGGGGACCACCAAACCUCAAGGGCCACCAGACCUUGAGGGCCACCAGACCUUGGGGACUCCUGAAACCUUGA
Pterocles gutturalis (yellow-throated sandgrouse) is the source of this 507-nucleotide messenger RNA. RefSeq names its product beta-adducin-like. Gene Ontology annotation, biological process: barbed-end actin filament capping. The record is from RefSeq and is a predicted model, not a curated record. Gene Ontology annotation, molecular function: actin filament binding. NCBI's taxonomy places the organism in Eukaryota, Metazoa, Chordata, Aves, Pterocliformes, Pteroclidae. Gene Ontology annotation, cellular component: plasma membrane; postsynaptic density; cytoskeleton.